CACGCCUAAUUCAAUGUGUGUAAAAAGCUAUUCCGCACUCGUUCAGAAUAAAGAUUUUUAAUGUUUAAUAUUUAGUGUGUUUUAAGAUUAUUUUAUUUUUAUGAAUUAAAACGAUAUUUUUAAAUACUUAUUAUUGUCUCAUAAUUACUAUGAAUCAUGGAAUGUUCUCAUUUAUUAGAUAACGUCAAGUUGUAUAGCGAACUCAGCAUUGAGGACACCACAAUCACAAAGAACUUCAAAUGUUCAGAAUGUUCAGUAACAGAACAGAAUUGGCUAUGCUUACAAUGUGGUAUUGUAAGCUGUGGCAGAUAUAUAAACGGACAUGCAAAGAAACAUUCAGAGACUUUUGACCAUCAAGUAUGCAUGAGUUGUGAUAUGUACUCAGUUUAUUGCUACAAGUGUGAUGAAUAUGUUUCAAAUGACACAGAAGAGCAUAUAAUUGACAAAAUUAGACAAAGCAUCAAGAGUGCUAGCAGCAAAGAAGAAGAUUGUGAUACUAACAAUGAUCAUAAUGAAGAUACUGAUGAAAGUGAAAAUAAUAUAACUAAUGAGUCAAAAGAUAAGUCACAAAAUGAACCUAGUGAAAAUACUACCCUGGAAUCUUCAGAUACUUGUAAUGUAGAUGCACAGUCAAGUAUAUCGGAGACCAGUGAAAGUAAAGUUAGAGUAUUAAAGAAUGUUGAAGAACCAGUACGUAGCUUACGCCCAAGGUCAAGGAAGCGAUCUCAUUCCAAUGAUAGUCACACAUCAGAGAACAGUAUGCAAUCCAGUAAGUCUAAAGAGAAAAAAGUAUCACCAAUUAACGGGAAAAGUCAUAGAGACAAAAAAAUUGUUGGCUUAAAGAAUUUAGGGAAUACAUGCUUCAUGAAUGCUGUAUUGCAAAGUUUGAAUAACAUACAGGAGUUUAGCUGCUACUUCAGUCAGUUGCCCUCUUUGGAGAUGAAGACCAAUGGGAGGAAGGUUUACCACUCCAGAAGCUAUACUCGGCAGGAGAUGCAUGACGUUAUUAUGGCUGAGGAGCUUAGAAAGGUGCUGAUAAAUCUCAACAACGGUGGAUGCGGUUCCAAAGGGGCCAUAUCUCCGGAAUGUCUUUUCCUCGUCAUCUGGAAGGUUGUGCCGAGGUUCAGGGGCUAUCAGCAACAGGAUGCGCACGAGUUUCUCAGAUAUAUGCUUGACAGGUUACACACGGAGUUGCUGCAACUAUUGCCUCCGGAUAAGGCGGAGGGGGGGUUUGUGCCGAAAGCGCCCUCUGCCUCUAUCGUUACUGCGGUAUUUGGAGGGACUCUGCAAAGUGAGGUUCGGUGUCUAGCAUGCGGCACGGAGAGUAAGAAGUUCGAUCCGUUUCUAGAUCUUUCUUUGGAACUACCGGAAGGCGGGCCGGUGUCGCUCGCCGACUGUUUGGCCAGCUUCGUACAGAUCGAAGAGCUAGCCGACACGGAGCGUUACUUUUGCAGUAGUUGUAAAUGUAAGCAGAAAUCAACCAAGCAGUUUUGGAUCCGGAGACUCCCCAAUGUGUUGUGUCUACAUCUGAAGCGGUUUAGAUGGAACAAUUAUUUUAGAACGAAAGUGGACACGACGAUCACGUUCCCGCUGAGCGCGCUGGACAUGUCGCGGUUCGUGCUCGCCAACGUGCCCGACACGCGCCGCUCCGGCCUCGGCAACUACCUGUACGACCUCGCCGCCGUCAUCGUGCAUCACGGCUCUGGCGCCGGCUCAGGCCACUACACCGCGUUCGCAAUAAACGAAGACCAAUGGUUCCACUUCAACGAUCAAACGGUUCGCGCCACGGACUCGUCCGCGGUCGCGACGUGCAAGCCCUACAUCAUGUUCUACAUUCGUCGCGAGUUCUCGCUCCCCACCGCUACGUGACCAUACAAAUACAGAUUAAAUAAAUAUUCCUAGUUUGACAGUAUUUUAUUAAAAAAAAAUUUGAAAAUCGAACAUCCGUUUUCGAUGUUUGAUGAUAUGCAACUUUUUGAAAUUCGUAUCACAUAUUCUAGAAUGUUUGAAACUACAAUAAUAAUAUGCGUCUCGCUACCCACCUUUAUUCAUGCCAACGUUAAAUAAAUGUAUCUUAAUUGUUCAUUGAUAAGUUUGCAGUACUUGUAAUACUAUAGUUGAUCUCAGUCAUAUCGCAAUCGCGUACUCUGACAUUUUCGGCAUAUCUGUCGCAUGAAAAUGUAAGGCGGUGACUAAAAUUGCUAAUUAUAUUUAAGUUUGUGAGAGAUGUUUCAUAUCUUUUACGACGAGCUUAGAAACGAAAAGUAUUUGAGCUGUUCGACUUUAUAUAGCUGUCUUAUAUAAAUAAUUAAAAUUUAUAAAUAGCAAAGCCACACAAAAUGUAUUGGGACAAAAUUGUUACAUAACCUGUACAUGAUAGUUGUAAUUAUGACAGUUCGAUAUUUAUAAACAUUUCAUGGAUGGAUUAAACACGUCUAAUGUAUAUCGUAUCAAACUUGUAGAACAAAAUAUACUUAAUUAGU
Messenger RNA from Zerene cesonia (dogface butterfly), 2483 nucleotides. RefSeq names its product ubiquitin carboxyl-terminal hydrolase 3-like. Gene Ontology annotation, biological process: protein deubiquitination. Lineage: Eukaryota; Metazoa; Arthropoda; Insecta; Lepidoptera; Pieridae. The record is from RefSeq and is a predicted model, not a curated record. Gene Ontology annotation, molecular function: zinc ion binding; cysteine-type deubiquitinase activity. The coding region runs from base 157 to 1869 and encodes 570 amino acids. The transcript has 10 exons. Gene Ontology annotation, cellular component: cytoplasm.